Messenger RNA from Aptenodytes forsteri (emperor penguin), 2130 nucleotides. RefSeq names its product Sep (O-phosphoserine) tRNA:Sec (selenocysteine) tRNA synthase (gene SEPSECS). Gene Ontology annotation, molecular function: O-phosphoseryl-tRNA(Sec) selenium transferase activity; tRNA binding. The coding region runs from base 104 to 1384 and encodes 426 amino acids. Gene Ontology annotation, biological process: selenocysteine incorporation; conversion of seryl-tRNAsec to selenocys-tRNAsec. The transcript has 11 exons. The record is from RefSeq and is a predicted model, not a curated record. NCBI's taxonomy places the organism in Eukaryota, Metazoa, Chordata, Aves, Sphenisciformes, Spheniscidae.
CGCGCACGAGCUGCGCCUGCGGGCCCUGCUGGAGCAGGGAAAAUGUCCUGAAGAUGGAUGGGAUGAAAGCACCAUUGAACUGUUUCUUCAUGAACUUGCUAUAAUGGAUAGCAAUAACUUUCUGGGCAACUGUGGUGUGGGUGAGAGGGAAGGAAGAGUGGCGUCAGGGCUCGUUGCCCGAAGACAUUACAGGUUGAUCCAUGGAAUUGGAAGGUCAGGUGAUAUUUCUGCAGUCCAGCCUAAAGCUGCAGGGUCUAGCCUUUUGAACAAACUUACUAAUUCAGUAGUUCUGGAUGUUAUAAAGCUGGCUGGUGUCCGGACAGUGACCAAUUGCUUUGUGGUUCCCAUGGCAACUGGCAUGAGUCUAACUCUGUGUUUUUUAACAUUGCGGCACAAGAGGCCAAAGGCAAAAUACAUUAUCUGGCCACGUAUAGACCAGAAAUCUUGCUUUAAAUCAAUGAUAACUGCAGGUUUUGAGCCUGUGGUGAUAGAAAAUGUACUAGAAGGCGAUGAGCUACGGACAGACAUUGAAGCAGUGGAGGCUAAAAUCAAGGCUCUUGGUGCUGAAAAUAUUCUUUGUGUGCAUUCUACAACGUCUUGCUUUGCUCCAAGGGUACCUGAUAGGCUGGAGGAACUGGCUGUGAUUUGUGCUAAUUAUGACAUUCCCCAUGUUGUCAACAAUGCGUAUGGAGUUCAGUCUUCAAAAUGUAUGCAUCUUAUCCAGCAGGGUGCUCGAGUAGGCAGAAUAGAUGCUUUUGUUCAGAGCUUGGACAAAAAUUUUAUGGUUCCAGUAGGUGGUGCUAUCAUUGCUGGCUUCAAUGAGUCCUUCAUUCAGGAGAUCAGCAAAAUGUAUCCAGGAAGAGCAUCUGCGUCUCCUUCUUUAGAUGUCCUCAUUACACUUCUGUCUCUAGGUGCCAGUGGUUACAAACAGUUACUGAAAGAGAGAAAGGAGAUGUUUUCCUAUCUUUCAAGUGAGCUGAAGAAGCUGGCAGAUAUCCACAAGGAGAGACUGUUAGACACACCACAUAAUCCCAUUUCCUUAGCCAUGUCACUGAAGAAUCUAGAUGAAAAUAAUGAUGCUGCUGUUACCCAGCUUGGAUCUAUGCUUUUCACAAGACAGGUUUCUGGAGCAAGGGUUGUUCCCUGUGGAUCUGUACAAACAGUGAAUAACUACACUUUUAAAGGCUUUAUGUCACAUGCAAAUGACUAUCCCUGUGCUUACCUCAAUGCUGCCUCAGCAAUUGGAAUUAAAAAGCAAGAUGUAGAUGUAUUCCUAAAAAGACUUGACAAGUGUUUGAAGACUUCUAGAAAAGAAGCAAAGAAAGAAAAAAGUGUAAAUGAAAUAAGUAAUUCUAACACAGACACAGAACAACUUGGAGACUAGAAGAUACAGAUCUAGUAACACAGGAAGAUACGCUUUUGUUUGAAGUAUGUCAGGUUUGUAUUGGAUUAGCAUUGUGAAUCUGCAGUGGAGAAAAUUUAUUCCUGAUCUGAAAACAACAACAACAAAAAACUUGGGUGAAAUUCAUCUUUGAAGAAAGUAGGUGAUAUUCUCUCCAAGACAGAGGGCCAGACACAAGCUUUUUGCAGCACAAAUAUGCACUUAAUAUCUGCCAAAGUAAAGCUUUACAUUCAUAAAGACCUUGAGCUGGCCUUUCAGUCUGUGGGUGCUCAGCAAAUCACAGAAUGCUUAUUCACAUAUUUUGAUUAACAAGAUUUUCUGUGGCAGUGAUUGAAUUCCUUCCUAGGUAUGGACCAUCCAGCAAGAAAUAUUUCACUGCUCUCAAAAUAUCUUUUGUUUCUCAUCAGCAUAUGUGCCACUUUUCAUUUCUUUUUGAAGAUUUAUGUAAGUGUUGGGAUAGCCCUUACUAAAUACAAUGUUAAAACUGCAUGAGGAAAUUAUAGAGUUGGAAUAGUAGUGUUUUCAGGUGUUCUCACCUCUCAAGAACUGCCUAGAACAAAGCAGCCCUCAGUGGCAAAGAAAAACCUAGAAUACCUCUCAUAUCCUGUCAGUAUUCAGCUCUCGGAAACAUUUGCAUAGUUCAGCAACCCAAAGGAAUUUUAAUAAUGAAAGCAAGGGGUUGUGGAGUGGAGAGGUACUGUCAUCUUCGCCCCCCCCCCCCUAUUUUU